AGAAUUUUUAAAUCUCACAAAUUUUAAGUUCAUAAAAAGAAUUAAAUUUGGAACUCCUGUGCGCUGCAAUGACGUAAAACACAUUUCCACUCCACAAAUCAUGCAUACACCGGUCAAAAAUAUGUGAAUAGAGAGAAAAAGUGACAAUGUCGCAAGAAUACAAAAUAAAAAGUCACUAGGUACAUGCGCUUCGUUUUACGAAUGCUAUGAAGACGCAUGCGCACUGACAUGCGCACAAUGAACAAAAUCCCGCCAAAUAAUAGUUAAAACUUUCAUUGAUAGCAUACACGUGGCGUCCUGUCAGUUUUGCUAAAUAUCGGUUGCCAAAAAUGAAUACAAGAUAUAAUAAUAUUUUUAUAGCAGAAGAUAUGCAACAGUAAGAAAUAAAAUUAGAUGAAAAUAAAAGUGUACGGUGUCGUCACGUAUUAAAACGAUAAAGUGCAAUGCAUGCGUCAGAAACUGUGAUGAUUUGAAUAUUAUUUUUCUAUAGAAUAUUUUACCGCGUUUUUUAUAUGAUUACUUCAAGGAUAAUGUUUACACGUCAAACUUUUGUUAAUGCUUUAAUGUUUGAAACAAGAGAUUAUACACUAUUGCUAGUUGAAGUUUUUGAAAAUGGCAAAUCCAAAUCAUUGGACGAUUCUUCCCAAAGGGAUGACACAUGAUUUUAUUUCGAUCGAUGGAGAUUAUGAUUUUCCAUUUUAUAUUUCUGAGAAAGAAGAAUGGGUCAAUUAUAAAUAUCUAGAAAAAAAUAAAGGUAAAGUAAUAAUAAGCGAGCCUUGUUUGAUCAUGGAAUUACACAGACUUGUGCCUUAUUUAGAAAAUGGUAGUGUAAAAUUUCACCCGCUUAAUAUGCCUUAUAUUAAAAUUGGAAAAAUAGAAAUAGUAGGAUUUGUUCUAAAUAUAUUAGAAGAUGAAAAAUAUUAUGAAUAUCAGGUUGAUGAUGGAACAGGAAUUAUUAGUAUUUUUUAUGACAAAACAAGAUUCAACUUAAAUAGCAGAAAAAGAUGGAACAUUGAUUACAAGUAUAAAAAAUAUGCGACUAAUAUAAAUAUUAAAUUACUGGAUAAACAGAAAUAUCCAUUAAAGUUUCCUAGUCCACGACCAAAUUUUAAUUAUUCGCCAAGUAGAAGUGAGCAUGAAAAAGCUGUAAGUGAAAAAAAAUUUUUUCUAUAUAUUUUAUAUAAAAAGAAUGGAACAAUUUAUUUUUUACAGCUGUUGGAGCAUAGAUGGUCAUUAGAAACAAAUAAUGGUUUAUUGGGUAAGGAGGUAGCCCGUUAUGAUUAUGUAUAUGCAGUAGGAUACUGUACACUUGAUUUUUGCUAUCAAAAAAAAUCACGUAAAGAGAUUACAUUUGAAGAUUUAUCCAGUACAAAAUUGACUUUCUAUGCAACUAAGGUCACUUGCAUUAGUGAAUUUGAAUAUAAUGCAAAAUUACAAUCAUGGUUGCAUACAAUUAUUCAAAAAAGAUACAAUGAAACUUUGAACUGUUCACAAAUUUCUAAAUAAUUUAAUGUUAAGAUGUUGAAAGUUAAGAUAAUGAAAAAGUACCAAAAUUAGUAUAGGCUGUACAGGAAGAUAUAAUUUAUAAGCGAUAAAGUAUGAUAAGAUUAAUGUGAUAUAAGAUAUGUUAUUUAAAAUGCUUUUAUUUAUCAU
Messenger RNA from Megachile rotundata (alfalfa leafcutting bee), 1653 nucleotides. RefSeq lists its product as uncharacterized. The record is from RefSeq and is a predicted model, not a curated record. Lineage: Eukaryota; Metazoa; Arthropoda; Insecta; Hymenoptera; Megachilidae.